CCGCACGCCAGUCGCUCUUGUACUCUGGGCGCGAGACAAUGUGAUGCUCAUAUUGCUGGUACUCUGUGCUGUUGCAGUUUAUCUGCUCUGUUUUGUUUGGUCUCGAGUGUGCAGUGCGUGACAUAUACAAAAAUUAAUCGCUUUACGCGUGUGCUAGAAUGCUUUGAAAAUGAAUCAUACAUGUGCGUUUGUGAAGGAGGGUGUUUGAUAGCUCAUCGCAUUUGUGACAUUCCUCGCUGUGAGUAUUAGGAAAAAUUAUAUAUUUUUCAGUUGUUACUGUUGAAUAUCGAUGGACUGUUGAAUAACAGCAGACCGUUUAUUGUGGUCCUAUCUCUCGAGACACCGCGUUUAUCAUGGGUAUUCCCGGUAUCCGUGCGUGCUGAAACGUCGCAAGUACUCAAGGAGGCGGGGAUGUGAGGCGGCGAGCAUGCUGCUGCUGCUGCUGCUGCUGCCACUGCUGCUGGGGGCGGUGGUGGGCUCGGGGGCGGCAGCCAUGGGCGUGCUGUCGGGCCCCGUGGUGGGCUCCUCCGGCUCCCCACGUUGCGAGGAGAUAACCAUACCCAUGUGCCGCGGCAUUGGCUACAACCUGACGGCCAUGCCCAACGACCUGAACCACGACACGCAGGAAGAGGCCGGCCUCGAGGUGCACCAGUUCUGGCCGCUGGUCGAGAUACACUGCUCGCCCGACCUCAAGUUCUUCCUGUGCUCCGUGUACGCGCCCAUCUGCAUCGAGGACUACCACAAGCGCCUGCCCGCCUGUCGCAGCGUGUGCGAGCGGGCGCGCUCUGGCUGCACGCCCAUCAUGAAGCAGUACGGCUUCCCGUGGCCCGAGCGCAUGGCGUGCGAGAAGCUGCCUGUUCACGGCGACCCCAACCACCUGUGCAUGGAGCAGGCCAACCGCAGCGAGGCGGCGCCCACGCAGCCUCCACCGCCCCCGCCGCCGCCACACACGCGGUGUCGCGUCAAGGGCGGGCGCCGCGUGUGCAAGGAGCCCGACAAGGACUGUGCGUGUCGCUGCCGCCACCCGCUGGUGGCCGUGCCCAGAGACUCGCCCUGGUUCAACCGCAGCGUGUCCGUGGGCGGCGUGUCCAACUGCGGCUUCCCCUGCCACGGCGUGUUCUUCUCGCAGCAGGAGCGCGACUUCGCGUCCGUGUGGAUCGCCAUGUGGUCGGGCCUUUGCUUCGCCUGCACGCUCAUGACUCUCACCACCUUCCUCAUCGACACGGAGCGCUUCCGCUACCCCGAGCGGCCCAUCGUGUUCCUGUCGGCCUGCUACCUGAUGGUGAGCGUGGGCUACCUGGUGCGCGUGGGACUGGGCCACGACCAGGUGGCCUGCGAGGCCGGCAUGGUCCGCCACAGCUCCACCGGGCCGGUCGCCUGCACGCUCGUCUUCCUGCUCGUCUACUUCUUCGGCAUGGCCUCGUCCAUCUGGUGGGUGGUGCUGAGCCUCACGUGGUUCCUGGCCGCCGGCCUCAAGUGGGGCAACGAGGCCAUCGCGGGCUACUCGCAGUACUUCCACCUCGCGGCGUGGCUGGUCCCCACGGUCAAGUCGGUGGCCGUGCUGGUGCUGGCGGCGGUGGACGGCGACCCGGUGGCCGGCAUCUGCUACGUGGGCAACACGAGCGCUGACCACCUGCGCGGCUUCGUGCUCGCGCCCCUGGUGCUCUACCUGCUGCUGGGCACGUCCUUCCUGCUGGGCGGCUUCGUGUCGCUCUUCCGUAUCCGCAGCGUCAUCAAGCAGCAGGGCGGCCAGGGCGGCCGCUGCAAGGCCGACAAGCUGGAGAAGCUCAUGAUUCGCAUCGGCAUCUUCAGCGUGCUGUACACGGUGCCCGCCACCAUCGUCAUCGGCUGCCUGCUGUACGAGACGACGCUGCACGACGAGUGGAUGGCGCCGCUGGUGUGUCCGUGCCACGGGCGUCGCGCGCGCCCCAUCUACGCCGUGCUCAUGCUCAAGUACUUCAUGGCGCUGGCCGUGGGCAUCACCUCGGGCGUGUGGAUCUGGUCGGGCAAGACCCUGGACUCGUGGCGGCGGCUGUGGCGGCGGCUGUGCGGCGGCCGCCCCCGCCCCGUCCUCGUGAAGCAGCAGUACGCCGUGCCCAGCAGCCUGCUGGCCGCGCCGCACAUCGCCGCCGCCGGGGGCAGCGUGCAGUCCAGCCGCCACCACUUCCCGCCGCAUGCCAAGCCCCCCUCCAGUAGCGCCGCGCCGCCCAGGUACGUAUGACACAAGCAGGCGGGCUCCGAGAACCUCAGCAACUACGGCCCCAUCUGAGCUGCGUGGCCUCGGGAGCUCGCCGCCGCGGUCUUCAGGUCGCCCCACCUCUACCGCCAGCCGCGUGCUUCCCUCGUGGAAGUUCAGUAUUUAUUAUAGUUGUUUUAUUUGCAAACAUGUUUCUAUAUACUCUUCUGCAGAAACCAGACAACUGAAUCUAAGAACAAUGUUGUUGCGAAUUCGCAAGUAACUUGUAGCUUCUCUGUAGUAGUUGGAGAGAUACCAUAGACAAAAAAGAAAUAAGUGUUUUUCAUGACCAGUUUCUUACUUUUUGUGUUAAGUUUAUAUAAUGUAAAACUAAAUCACAUAAUAUAAACAUCCUAACGGGUGAAAUGGGAACAUGUUAAAAUCUUAAAAUAUAUAUUGUAACUUUUUACGUGUAUCAUUCGUGCCAAGCUUCAGAAAUGUAAUGUUUCUAAGAACAAAUCCUUACUCUCUCAUGGCCAGUUACACCAUUACAGUUGAAGCGUAAUUUCGUUUCAUUGACUGGUUAGACUAUAUUUUGACCACACGUUCUGUGCAUCAUUAGGUUUUCAAUGCUGAACAAACAUCAUUGGGAACUUCGAGUCCAACCAACGGUCGUGUUGGUUCAUGACAAUGAUCUCGGAUCGACACAGAGCGAGCAGACAUGUUCGAGUUUUUACGGAUUUAAUGCGGGUGAUUAUUUUAAUGAGUAAACAUUAGAAAAUUAUUUAAAAACAUUCAGAUGAUAUAUGAUAUAUGAUAUAUUUAUGAAAAAUGUUGCUUUGUCUAGAGUUACAAUUACUUAUUGUAAGAAAUACCCAUAUUUAAAGUUUCAAAUACACGUUUUUUUUUUCUUCAGUUUAAUGGUUAGGCAUUUAAUUUCAACGAAAUCACUUUCGUUACUAAGAAGAGGCUUUCUUUAAUACGUUAAUAUUUUAGACUUAUUGGAAAUUAACAGGUUAUCUUCUGGCGCUAUCUUCUGGCGACCGCAAUAACUAUUCACUCAUUAGCUCACUGUGUCACAAUCUAUUUUAACGACUUCAUAUCGUUCCAGCCUAUUACUGCUGAUAACCUUUUGCCGCAGAUUGGAAAUACGUGAACCUUGGUUCACGCGAGCGACGUUCGUGUAGUAGGCCUACCAUGUGUUGGCGCAACGUUUGAGGGAUCGUGGAUCGAACGGCAGAAUGGUGCAACUGGCCAUUAGGCCAUAAGCGACGUGGUUUCGAGCAAAUUCAAAACAAAACUUUUAAUGUAUGUUGUUCAUGCCCAGUUUCCUUACUUCAUAUUAAGCAGAUGCGGAUACAAAUAUACGAUUUUUUUUAUAAAACAUAAAAUAACGACCAUUUUUUCACGCUUUAGGGAAAUAAUUUUCGAAGUGGUAAAAACCGGUUGUUAUUUUUUUUUUUAAUUUUUAUACACAAUCUUAUAACUCUUGCUUAUUUAUUUUAGUUUUUUUUUUAAAUGAAAACCGUAGCAUCCGAGCAUUGUUGCGGACAACUAUUAAUUGUUGGGCAACGGUUGAAGAAAUUAGAGACAGGGGUAUGGAACAACAGUUUAUUAGGGAUUAAUAAAUACAACAUAACAAUCAAUGGAUAGUGCUUCGAUUGUUCAGUUUGCGAAAUGGCUCCCCAAGGAUUCUGUGUAAGCUUGCACUGUGAACACACAUAACAAAAAUUACUGCCACUGCAAAUAACACUGUAUGACUUCCUACAAACAUACCCUGAACUGUGAUUUGUCCUUUCUGUUAUGACAACAACUAUAGUUUUUAAGUGUGUAAGAAACAAAAUGGCGGACCAAAACGUUAAGGUAAUUAUAAAGGGCCUUAACCUGCAUGUAAGUAUUUAUAACAUAAAUAUGGUUAACUGUAAUAAACAGGGAAAAGAUUAAACAAGAAGACAAUUGCAGUGUCUGAAUACGUAACUAUAACUGAAUCGCUCCGGGUUCCCACAGUCCAUUUAUCGUUAACCAUCGUAUACUGCGCGUUACUCCCGCCCUGUUUCUAAGGCGUAUGUAAUGAGUCACUCGCCUGCUGUGAUAGUGCCGACGUCUUCUACGUCCCAGCGGGUAGCCGACGAUGAACGCCUGGCGGGACCUCGCCCGCGAACAAACUCACCGGGUCCUCAGCCGCACGGGGCGCCGACUGGGAAACGUCAGUCAUGUCUUCGCUGCCGGAGUCACGGGUUCGGGACCUGGCGCAACUCGUCCCGCGACGCCUCUCCAGGGGCUCGAUUCCUCGCUCGUAGUAACAGGGACUAGCCUCAGGACUAGCACGGCUUCGUGAAGCCAAGUCCUCCGUCGCUUCGCUCGGGAUGCGGAUUCGUGUUAAUCCGCCACGGCGUGUUCCGGGUCUCUGUUGUGGCGUCACACCCCCAGGGCUCGAAAUCUCGAACUCUCUUCACUCGGCUCGCCUAGAACAGGGGCUGCGCAACCGAGUAUGUGCUUCUUCCGACAAGGUCACCAGAGUCCAUCCAGGUUGCCCUUCCUCGGGGUUUUCCUGCAUGGUGACCUGGUGAUGAAGUCCUCCGGUACCGAUGGAGUGGCUGGUGUUGACUAUGAUCGGGCAGCAUGACUGCCCACGUCAGCCAGUGGUGUCGUAGCCGGGUAUACACUCUCCUGGUCCCUCCAACGAUGUCGAUGUCUGACCUGGGGGAUUGAUUUUUUCCUAACCUAACUUAAAACUAAGUAUGUUGGGGAGGGUUCCGGGUUAGGGAGGGAGACUAAGUGGGUCUCAGGCUGAAGCCUAUACGCUCUAAUCAUGCAGGGUGUUAGCCAUGCAGGAGGGGUCGCAUGCAUCAUGUGCUAGGAGGGGGAUUGGCCAGCCAUGGCAGCGAUUGGCACCAUGACUAACUCCCCUCACUGACUAUACUAGACUAAAACUAUAUAAGUUGGGCCCAGGUAAAACCUGCAUAGGCACAGGGAAAACUGGGUACUUACACGUGGGAUGCAAAUUUCAUGCAUAUAUAUCAAGCAGAUUGGUCACGGGAAACAGAAGGAUGGUUCUGGAAGAAGAGUUGGACAGAGUAGAAAAGAAUCUACCAUGCGGGGGUUGGGCACUUGGACAUUGCUGUGCGCAUUUCCUUUGGUGGCUCCACACUGCCCCCUUAUAAAUGCGUCUCGGGAGUGAUUCACUGACCCGCUGUCCGGGCAUAGCGAACCGAAUCCCGUCUGGCUGUUUCCACAACUGCCUGGCGAGGAACGAGACGCGGGUCACAAAGAAUCGGUUCCGGCGAACGGGUCUCUUUGGGAUUUGGUUUUGUAUGCGCUGAGGGACUCGUUCACUGAGCCGUUUCCCGUCUGGGAAGUUCACAGGUCUCGGCGCGGCUCAUUGGUCCGUGAACGGAUCACCCACGCUCGGAUUCACUGUUUCUCGUUCAGAGUAGCUGUUCGUCUCGGAAAAAACGUUACCGAGUGACGACACUGGGAACAAUUUAAAUAAAACCCACAACGUAACUCUUUAUGUCUGGUAAUUAUGCUCUGUUUCUUAUAUCCAUAUUUAGUAUAUUCAAAGGUAAAUUAAUUGUUUGCAAAACUUAAAAAAAAAUUCUUUUAUUUAUCAGCGGAAGAAUUUUUGAAAAAAAUUAUAAUUUUUUGCUUUAUUUUUAUUAUUCGCAAAUAGUAUAUUUUCGUCCGCUUGAUUAUCUUCAGACAUACAAAUUGUUAUUAUAAACGAUAUGGCUGGAAUUAAAUAAUAUUAUGUAGCUUAGUGUUUGUUUUGGUUUAAAAAUUUUAAAUAAAUAGUUCCAUCUAAAUACAUUCAGUAGGUUUUCCUCGAUGCUGUGACAAACAGGAACACAUCGAGUUUUUAAAGCUACCGACUUUUUUCUUUGUAAUGUGAAUAUCCCUUUCCUUUACUAUAAUUUUCAUUUUAAUCCAUGCAAUGUAAAAAAUUUGACCCUUGGAGAUCUUGUCGUUAAAUCAGAUAAGUUGCACUGACACCUAAAUAAGACGAUUUUUAAAGUCCGAAUUUCACAAGAUAUCGAGAACGACACGUCGAGACCGAUAUGUCGAAAUGAGAAAGAUGUCGUGAAGCGACAUCAAAUUCCUAAUGCCGCAUAGCCGAUGAAAGCUGGAAGCCGAUCCUUCAAGAGUCCUUGGGUUCUGAUCAGGAAGUGAUGUUCGCGGAGGACGCAAUGCACCAGCCCGAGGUUAAAGCGAGUAUCUUACAUCGUUAAAUCUCAAGUUGAAAAAGUCGUUUAUUAAAGCCGUCGUACUACAUGGAUGUGAGACAUGGAGGUCGAAAACAGUUCUAACGUGGUUAUGGUUUUGGAGCGGAAAGUGUGAAGUCGGUGGCCACUGGGUAGUUCAAUCCAGUCUAUCGGGAACAUAUCGAUAAGCGUGGGAGAUAUGCUGGUCGAAUGGCAAUAUCUCCUGUGGAAGAACACAACUGGCUAGGCCAAGGUAAAGGCUGGAAGAAGUAGCUACUCUGUAAGCAUCUACUGUGGAUCGCACUCAUAACGUCUGGUAGCAGAGAGGAGGAAACAGAACCCAGCGGAGAAGAGCACUGGGGCUGAAGGUAGCCUUCAAGUAUUUCAACAACAAAACUAUAAAUAUUUGAGGACGUGAACAACUAGAUUGCGCUAUUUAAUUUACGGAAUAAAAGGUACUCAAAGUGUAAUCGACGGCGUGGCAACGGCUCCGUUAUUGAAAGCCAGUCUCUGAGGAGGACUCGCACGUGAGUCUGGCAGCCCAGGUCCUCUGCAGUCGGUAGCGAUGUAAGGCCAGUGAAGCCUCGCUGUCUGUGCAGUCACAGGCGCUGGACUUCCCUACAGCCUCGACGUUAUUGCGUUCAUAGGCCUCAUUUGUUCACGAUCUUCACUACUAAUCCAGUCAAUUUGUUCUCAAAAGGGCCCCUAGCAGGAAAGUUUUGGGGUAGUUUUGAUUUAUUCCAUGCUUAUGUUUUUUGGGGUGCUGAAUGCGAAUUUGAGAUUUGCUAACAAUAUUUUGUGACACAACAUUUAAAAUUUUUUUAAAAAAGCUAAAAAAUCUCAAUUGUUGGCAGUUUUUUGCUUAUGCCUCGAAAACUAUCAACUUUUUGCAAAUAACAUUUCUAUUCAAAAUGAAAGUAUCUAAAAUUUCCUACAAUUUGUCUUUUUUAUGUUUUUUUCUCCGACUAACCGUUUGGGCUCAAACUCUAGUUGAACAUUGUUGUAUAUUGGCUGUCUCCGAGAAAACCCCACUUUUUCCAUUCCAAAACUCUAAAUUAUUAUUAACGGCUAUCAUUAAGUAAAUCCCUCCUAGUUUUAAGCUAAAUACACUGAAGCCGAGUUUAACUUGUUAUGCCAUCUCCAGUACUAAUAAGCACUUUUAUAAUCCUAUUGUAUUUAAAUUCUGUGCAAGUGUAAUUCCGUCUUAUACAUAUUUUUUAUUUUUAUUUAUUCUCUCCCGACCUCCACAAAAGAUUUUAUAACUGCCCCAUCUAGUAAGUGCUCUUAUUUUAUUAUGUUAUUUUAUUAUAAUUUAUUAUAUUAUUUCUCUUUCGUUGCUUAUUUCUUUUAUGCUUUACAUUCGGAUCCAUUACUUGUCUUUACUGUGAAAAUACUUCACACGGUUAGUAAUGCAGGAAGGGAGAUGGAAUGUCUCCACUGCAAUACACUCCCUUCCCCCUCUUGCGAUCAUGAACAGCCCCAUUCAGAUACAAGAUAGGGAUGUAGUCAUCAAUCCAAUCACACUUUUUCAACGAAUGACCAUCGUGAUACAUUCAGAUGAAGAUCUGCGAGAAUUUUUGCGUUACGAACUUAGCCCCUAUCCUCUCUCUCUAUCUCUCUUCGAUGAGCAUGGGAUGAGAAAAGGAACAAAAUCGAGCUUGCAUAGGGCUUUUGCACCUAUUGAACAGGCAGAUUUGAAUAAUACAAAAUAUGUCAUCGAUGGAGGGUUUUUGUUACACAUAUGUCAAGUCAAACUACAACUCAAAAUACCAUUGUCAUUUUCGAUGGCUACCCUGACGAAGCUUGGUGAAAGCACCAAGCGCAUAGAACGUUUUAGAAGAGCACAAAGAAAACAAUCUGCUGCAAUAUCAUUUACAGAAUCGAUGGUGCCCACUGUCUCACAGGAGAGUUUCCUUGCCAACUGCGAAAACAAGAACCGGUUGAUUUCAAUGUUGAUGGAAAAAUUUCAUGAUGCAAAAAUGUAUUCACAGUAAGCUGUAGAGGAUGCUGACAUCCUAAUUAUCACAACAGCUCUUAAGUUGGCCCCAUCAAAUGAAUAUGUAACAGUGGUGGGGGAAGAUAUAGACCUUUUGGUGAUUUUGAUUGUCCUGUGUAGCCCAGACAUAAAAAAUGUCUUCUUUUUGAAACCAGGAAAAGGAAAGUGUCGCAAGCGCUCUAUAAUCCUCAUCUUGCCACUCACAAAAUUCUAUCAGACCAUAUAUUGUUCCUGCACGUGAUGAGUGGUUGUGACACUACCUAUGCUAUUUUUAACCAGGGAAAACUGAAAUUUCUCAAAGUCCUGAAAAAGAACAAUGACCUGCAAGCAAUCAUUGAUGCUUUCAAAAACCCUCAUGCACAUCAGGACGAGAUUGCCGAAGCAGGAAACGUGUUACUCAUCGCUCUAUAUGGGAGAGGUCAUGAUACAAGCGUGAACGAUUUGAGAUACAGGCAAUGUGUAUCUUCAUCGUACAAAAAUAAAACCAACAUUGCCUCACUACCCCCCACCGAAGCUGCUGCACGACAACGUUAACUGAGAGUUUACUUUCAGGUGCAGCAAUGGUUAUCCAGUCAAAACACACUCAACGAGCAACAAAGAGAUCCGAGCGAGUGGGGGUGGAAAAAAACAAGAGGUGGUAUCGUGCCAGUUCCAACCACUUCCAACCCUGCACCAGACUCGAUACUUAAGCACAUUUAUUGUAAAUGUAAAAAAGGCUGCCAACGCAAUUGUGGAUGCAGGAAGGCAGGUCUUCAUUGCUCUCCGAUCUGCACAUCGUGCGAAGGGCUGUGUGAUAACGUCGAGCCCCCGGAAGACAGCACUGACAUAGACGAAGAAGAGGCCGAAGAAAGAGAUCGAGAACAGACUGAAAAGAGAUGCUUACAUAAUAUGCAAGGUAUGUCUAAUCUAACAAUCUAUUUCGUAUUCAUUCAUGUCUCCUUGAGAUAUGGUCACAAGUUGUUUUAUCACCACCUAUUUUAUUUUCCAGAUGUACAAACCCCGACACUGACGAUAGAAAAACCAGAAUCUAUGUCAGAACCCGCCGCCUUCGAAGAACCUCAGCCAGAAACCUCUGAACGACUACGGCACAUAUAAUUUUUGCUCAUAUAGAGGUAGAUAUAAUAUAUAAACAUUUGUAAUAAAAUAAAAUAAGAAAUAUGUUUUAAGAUUUUUCGUUGGAAUUUCAGUUUUUGUAACCAAAUUUGUACAAUUUCGGACUUUUUUAAUAACUUGAAAAUUAUGUAAUUUUUGAAAAAUGACCUGUAUCUACCUUCACAUAUAUGAUCAAAGUAAGAUAUGCACAGAUAACUGAAAGGAAUUCACUAAAUUACAGCUGUUAAUAAUAAAUUAGAGUCUUGGAGUGGAAUAAGUGAGUUUUUGGGGUCACAGCCAAACUACACCAAUUUUCAACUAGCGCUUGAGCCCGAACGGUUAGGCGGAGAAAAAAAAACAUAAAUAAACAAAUUGUAGGAAAUUUUAGAUACUUUGAUUUUGAAUAUAAAUGUUAUUUACAAAAAGUUGGUAGUUUUUGAUUCAUAAACAAUAAACUGCCAAAAAUUGAGGUUUUUUUACUGUUUUUUUAAUGUUGCGUCACGAAAUUUUGUUAGCAAACCUCAAAUUCGGAUUCAGCACCCCUUAAAACAUAAGAAUAAAAAAAAACUACCCCAAAACUUUCCCGGUAAAAACACAAUUUAACUGGACUAUACGGCGACAAGUCGAACGACACAUGCCUCACUGGCGGGAGUCUCGAAGGAGGCGCUGUCGCCGGCGCGGUCCCGCCACGGCUGGUGUCGGCUGUGAGGAUAGAUAAAUACGAACAUCUGGAGGCGGAGUGCAUUUCGGAAAUGCCUGGGCUCGGGUCGUGACACCGGGCGAAGGGAAGGGAGGGGGUAGUGACAUGGGGAGGGAGGCGUUGUGAAAACAAGAGCUCUUGUGAGGGUAGUCCCUAAAGAGCGGCGAGGUGGGGGAGACAGCCACUGGGCACCAUGAGGAGGGGGGAGGAGUUUUUGUAUUUUCUUUUAAACCUUUUUAUUUUUUAUUUCGAUGGACGGGCGUCACCAGAUUAUUUAACUUCCCUCCUUACACCUACUCGUCCCGGUACAGCCCCGCGCAUAAGGUGUGCCUACCGCGCCAAGGGAUCGCUGGUUUCUGCCCCAACAGUUAUUGUGCGGAGGUUAGGCGACUGCACGAGACACGAGAUAAUGGUUCUGGUCAAGUCUCCACUAAGGCAUGACGUGCUUGCGAUUGGUAAGUUGGCAAGUCCUCUAGCUUUGAGCGGGCAGUUAGUAUAGUAUUAAAACAUUGCAAACCCUAGGCCUACAACUCUGUAACCUGGGAGUUUUAUUUUAUUUAGAGAGUGUAAUGCAUGAGUUCCAUACAACAAACAUUAAAAAUGCCAAGAAGAUUACGGUGUGCAUGCUAUAAUAUUUCUUACUCGAAUGAACAUAAAAUUAAAUGGAAACAUUUAAUUAGCCACAGAUAAUUUUUAAAUAUUAUAUUUGAGGUUAAUUAUAGUGAGGCGCGUCCGAGACAUUGCCAGUCCGCACGGGACACUUCGGGGCUCAUAAUCAAAACCAAAAUUAGUUGCAUAUGUUUUCAAAUAAUUAAAUUACCUUAUAUGAUUCGUUAUUUAAGUUUUAAAAAUUCAUACGGUAAAUACUUAUGCCGUAACAUUUAAUUUGUUUUAUUUAAUAUUACAAAUAAUAACUAAAUGGUAAGUAUUAUUAAAAAUGGACAGGCCUUAACUUCCUUCGAUACCAAACACACUUUUGUAGGACGUGACGUGAAUCUCAUCAUCGUAAAUAUGCCUCGAAGUCUGAACUGGGCGUCAACGGGGCGACGCCAAAGUUGCACUCGUACUUCGGAGUGGUUCGCCGAUUGAAGCUGCUCUUGUUGUGGGCCGCAACCAGCGAGCAGCGCUAGGUGGUCGAGUGGCCAAAGUCCUGAGUGAGCGAGGCAAGUGCUCGGAGACCUCGGACAACACCUGGUCUCGUGUCUCGCAGCCAGGCAGCAUUGCGUGGUUCACCGCCUCAUUCGCCUGCCAGCCACACGCGAUGCCUCUGUUCCUCAGCCCUUCUUCUGUGCAAUGCCAGAUUUCAUAAUUUCGCUAACUGCCGACUUCCUUUUACUGGAGUGAGACCCGAAGCGUCAGUUCGCGAUUAAUUAGCGUAAAAUAACUCACAAUAGACUUUAUUAAUAUGUGCUCAGCACUGUCUUCCUUUCCACAGUUGGAGCACAUGUGCUGACGGGCAGGGCGCACCAGGGCGGAUCCACAUCGAUUGGCAGGGGAAGGCAAAUUAAAAUUUUUAAUAUAAUUUUAGUACAUUUAGGAUUGAAAUACCUAUUAUAUUUUAUUUGUGGUUAUAAACAUCAUAUAUAUUAUAAAAUACUUCAGUAAGUUUGGUAAACUAUGAAAGUAAUAAGGAGAAAAUCUGAAAAUUAAUCAGGGUUUUGGGGUGAUGCACCAUUGCGGACGCAUGUGCCACUGGUUUCAACCCAGACGCGGACCGCAGGGUCAAAGCUCCCGAGUCCCACCCCCACCAGCUCUUCUUCCGGUUCAUCCUUCUCGUCCUGUACCGACCCUACCUGCUUGAUGCUUGCAAUUUACAACCCCUCAUGAAUCAGCCCAGGGUUUUCCAUGUGUCUAUGCAGGUUUUACCUGGGGCCUACUGAACUAGUUAUAGUCUAGAUCUUAGAUAGGGGAGUAAGCCAUGUCAUCAAUUGCUACCAUGGCUUACUAAUCCCCAAAAAAAGCACAUGAUGCAUGCUACCCUUUCUGCGUGGCUAAAACCCAGCAUGAGUAGGCGUAUAGGCUUCGGCCUGAGACGCGCACCUAGGGUGGUAUUUAUAUUCACGUCUUGAGCAAUUCCUUCGUCAAGAAUUUCUUAUAUGCAUUCUUAUUUAACAUUUGUGUGCCAUAGAGGUUGCUUGAGAUGAUCUCAAGUGAUCGCAAACAAGACAAUCUUGAUGAAGACCAUCUUAUGAUAGUCCCAUAUUUCUUAUUUCUGAGAGGGCAUUCUCCUGUCUCAUAGUCGUUGCUUGAGAACACCAUCGUAGAAGCAUGUUUCAUAGUCGCUGAGACCGUGCUUAAGAAAACGAAUAAGAUCGUCUUUGCCAAGACCACUGCAGGCAUGUCUCAAGCAAAUGCUUGUUCUGAUCGCAAUGUAGAAAAUGGCGGAUUCUCGUGAACCUCGUAUUUUUAUUCUUAAAUAAAUCCUGUAUGAAGUGCUGAAGCAAUUUUAUAUGUAUUUUAAAUGAGUUUAGUGUUUGUUUGUGACCAGUGGUUACAUUUUCAAGUGCUAAACAGACACAUUUAUUUACAUAUCGAUCACAGAACGAGUACAAUGGAUGUGGAAAACGAUGCGAUUAAUGAUGGUUGGUGGUACAUAUCACAAUCAGAAAAUUUAAUUCUACAUUCGUGACACCAGAAUACAUUAAAAAUAAUUUAAGAAAAAGUGGCAUUACACUGUUGAUAUAGCAUAAUUUUCCACAAAAUUCGUUAGAGGGUUUCGUAGUGUAUUGGUUAGGGAGAUGAGAUUCAAGUCUAUGAAUAGAGAAGACAAUACGAAUGUGGUUCAAAUCCUGGCACUGACAAUUUUUUUUUAUAGUUACAGUUAAUGAAAAAUGCAAAUAUAGCUUUAAGAGAUAUCUUAUUAGAUUUAUUUUUUAAAAUCUAAUUGUUAUAAUAUAUUUAAAUACAUAGCUCAGUUUAUUGAUUUGGUUAUUUCAUACGCAGUAGGCUUUGAGACACACUGUAGUCUAUAUAUUUUACUUAUAAUACGAAUAAAUUAUAGAAUCACAAGUAACUUGAACAAGAAUAAUUAACCUAUUAUAUGAGUAAAUUAAUGUCUUAUAUUAUUAAUGAACAAACAAACACUCUGUAAAGGGUUUUACAAAAUUUUAAGUUCCUAACUAUGUACCCUUAUCAGAUUCGUUCAAACUUAUUGUUAUAAUUCUAAACAUACAUUUUUCUUACUUAAAAUUAAAAAAAAUUUUUUACUGUGUAGUUAAAUCUGAUAUUUUUAUUAAACUAACAUUUACUGCACCUUAUCCUGAAACUGAAGCAGUGUGAAAUUUUCUGAAAAAAAAAAAAAUAUGUUUUUCACUACCUGAAAUAUUUUUUUAUAAUUCUGUAAAGUCAGGUAGCUUUUAAACAAGUAGUAAUUCAGUAUUAACAGUUCUGAAGAUGCUAACUUAAUUUUAUUAUUUUUUAAAAUGGUAUUAUUAAAUCGUUAGAUACAUAAUUUCUUAAUGUUAAACUUGCACAGGAAAGACAAAAGUCUAUAAAGUUCUUAAUUUCAUUCAUCUCAAGUGACACAAGCUGAGAUGUACUAGAAGUUGUGCAUAUUUGUGGUCGCAAAACAUCAAUUUUUCCAUGUGUGAUUCAAGAGUAUUAAAAAAAUAAACGAAUUCCUCACAUCAACGUAAAACGCACUUCGAAUGUAGUGACAUAUACUCACUAAAUCUUGUUACUAUAAAUAGCCUCACAUUCUGGGGUUUCAGGGCUUGGUGUGAAUAGUACCAGAAUAUUUAACGAAAACAGUUCAAUCGGCAAAGUUCAUGAAUGCUCGUGUCUUUUCGGCUGUCUCAAGUAAGUGCUUCGUCAAGCCGUAAGUACGGCAAACAAGCUCUUGCUUGAGCAUGCAGUCUUCAUGAAGCUCGUCUUGUUCGCGGACUAUGAAACAUGUAGAUUGAAAUCGCUGCCUUGAGAAACAAGACCGUCUUCGUCAAGACGGUCUCAAGACAUUGCUUAAGAUGCGACUAUAAAUACCAGCCUUAGUCUUCGUAAUCCAGACCACUUCCAAGCAAAUACACUUAGUUUUAGUUAGGUUAGGAAAAACAUGCCUCUCUUUUGUUGGCACGCCUGCUUUCAUGCACCCUUCCAAAGGGCCUGGCUCUAGGUAUAGAAGCUUUCAUAGCCAUAGUCUUACCUAAAACCGUAUUAGUAUGUGUUUUAUUUUCUGCUAAACCCACUAGCCAAAGUCGUCAAUAUGGCGGACCUGCGUGUGGCAACAUACACUUGUAUAUAAUCUAUUUUGUGAACAUUAGGGGACGUACCAAACUUAUUGGUGUGCCGAAUGAAAAUUUAUGAUAGUGAAACUUCUUUAGGAUAUAUUUUAUGAACUUAAAUAGUUUUAGCAAGAAGUAAUCACAAUUUUUAAAAUACGUAAGAAAACUGGUAUUACAUACUACACGGAUAAAGCUCAUAGCCUCCAUACACUUGUGUCUCGGUGGUGCAGCAGCAGAAUAGUCGAAGGUUCCCUUUUUGACAUGGUUCAUAUCAUGUCAUUGGGAAUUUUUUCUUCCUUUUUUUUAGUAAAAUUACUGUUGAUACAACUUUUGCUUCAUGCAAAAAUUAGUUAUUAAUUUUUAUUGAUUAAUCUAAUUGCUGCAAUAACUUUAAAUUCCUACAUAUCUCAUUCCGGUGAUUCGGUUAUUUCAUACUUAUUAGCCAUGUAAAAUUUAUAUUUUAAUUACAAUAAAAAUAAAUUUCAUGUUCACAAGUAAGUCAAAACAAAAAAAAAAUAUCAGGAAAUUAAAUGUCAAUAAAUUAUUGAUAAGUAAACACACGCUUCAUAUGAACUGCUCACCUGUUAAACUAAAUGAAAAUGCAAGGUGGUUUUCUUUCACUACGGUUUUAAGUUUACUAUGGAAACUAAUAAUAUUCUAAGCUAUGCUUUUUUAUUUUUUUCGCGUGGUGAAAGUUAGUUACCUUCUCUCUAUUUCUAAUAAGUUAGCAGAUAUUCAAUUAAAAUAUUUAAAACAGUGAAUCGUAGCAUUAAAGAUACCUACAAUGAAAUUAGCACAAUUUUUACUGUAAAUUAGUGCGAUGAGCUGUCUUAUGAAUAUAAUAUGAAUAUAUGAUUAUGAAUAUAAUAUUAUGAAUGUAUCAAAAAUAAAUUAAAGAAAACCUGAUUAUAUUGGGUCCUUUAAAUUUAAUAUUUCUAGAUUUUCAAACUAAACUAAAAAAGAAAAUUUACACUCGUUCAGACUAAAAUUGCACUGUUUUUGUUUUAAAUUUAAACACUAAUAAAUUUUUUUUGAGUGACGGGUAGAUAAUAGAAUAUCACAAAUAAUUCACAAAGUUACAUAAUAUUAUAACAAUCUGUUAUUUUCGUAUAUUUUCAGUAUUUGGUUUUGUUGACAACUACAAGUGUAUUCCUACCCCAAUAUGCUUGCUUAUUUCGGUAACUGCGUUGGAUUAUUUUGUGUCAGUCUUCUGCUAUAUAAACUGUAGUGCCCACGUUUACACCCACAGGUAUAGAAAAAUGAAGGUAUCGUGUAGGGCGGGCUUUAGGCACUUGCGGAUACUAGUAUAACUAAGUACUUUCAGAGGUACAUUCCAGACGUGUUAAUGUCAGAAAAUAACUUUUUUUCAAUUAGAAGUUAUAGAAAGGCGUGUUGAUUCAUUUUGGUACAUUGCAUAGGCAGACACUUUUUCAAGACGAUUUUUUUUUGUGGUUUAUAUAAUUUAAACAAAAAUGUGUUCUUUCCUUGGCGCGACUGUAGUUCCCAGUUGCCGGGUAAAAGGCGCUUGUCUUUGUUACUAGGAACGCGUUCAAACGAUUUACUGGCCAGACAAUGUACCGACUUGUGAAGUUGGAAGUCUACUGCCGUCCAAACACUCACAGAUCUUGUAAAAUGUGAUGCCUCUCAAAUAGUGAUUAAAUAGCUUUCUAGUUUUCAGGGUCCCUUGCCAGACACGCACAUCGAAAAAAAUCACAACUACAUUUUCGACUUCUGAGAAAUUAUCUCAAAAUUUAACGCAUACAUUCCUGUCUUAUCCUGUGUGUUACCAAGAUUGCAAUUUAAAGGAUAUUUGUUUACGAAAUCGAAUUAUCAGUGAUAACAGUUCUUAAUGCUAAAAUAUCUCAGCAACAUCUUCGACGUAUAACGUAACUGAACAAGUGACUUACUAGUCAAGUCUAUAAUAAAACCAUUAAACAGUGAACAUUUUCGACUACUUGGGACUGGCUGUCAGGCGUGCCCAUAGACAGUGGCGUAGCGUGCCAUCUCGGCGCCUGGGGCGGGAGACCCAUUUUGCCGCCCCCAUUCUAUAGGUGCUUACUUAAAAUUAAAUUUCACAUGCAAUGAGGUACCUUUUAUUGAAGUUAAAAUAGGAUGAGCGGUUUUACAAGCGGAUUCUACGGGCCUUAUGAGCAGCGAAGUCAGAAAUAACUUUGUCAAAAUCAAUAUUAGCAGCCAAUUCUUGUUCAAUCGACAAUAUAGCCAAGUUUGAUAGUCUAGCGGAGCUCAUAGUAGAUCUGAGGUAAUUUUUUAUUAGCUUCAACUUCGAAAAACUUCUCUCACAACUUGCAACACUAAUCGCCAAAGUCAAAUAUAUACGAAUCAAGAUGACUAUAUUUGGAACCGAAAUUCCGAGAUUCAGUUUUUGAAUGAACUGGAGGAGCUCCAGUGGUCCAUUACCACUUAUAUGUUCCUCUGAUUCAGAACAGGCAACAACAACAAACUGCUAAAGACGCUUCCGCUCCAUCUGAAACUCGUCCUUGUCGAUGUCUUCUAAUACAUGGGAAAGAUCACACUCGAACUUGCUGUCCAAAAGUUUCGCUGGCAUCAAAAAUCCGAACUUGUCCGAUAUUUCUUGAAUUUGCUGGAAUCGAGUCGUCAUUUCUUGAAUGAUCUUGUCGAAUGAUGCGGUAAUCUCUCGACGGAUUUCCUGUUCGUGAGACAAAGCUGCUUCUUCAGAAGAUUCAUCGCCAUGAAUGCGUUUUUUCCUGCGAAUUCUUCUCGUUUUCAGUUCGAUUCCGAGUUUUUCGCAGAGAGUCUUAGCAAAGUCAAUUGCUUCUUGCACGAAACGGUCUCUACUUUCCACUAAGAGGGUUUUCAAAGCGCAGAGUUUCUGAGCACACUUAUCCACACUUAGUCCUCGUUGCUGCAGGUAAAUCUGUGCGUCAUCUACUUCAGGUAGCACUGCAGCCCAAAAGCCAAGAAAAGUUAGGAAGUUAAAUGACUGCAUGGCUGUCAGGAGAAGACUGGCUCCCGAUCUUGUUUCGGAAGUUUGAGAUGAAUCUGUUAAUUGUUCCAGUACCUCAAGAACUACCUCAAACUUAUUUUUAAGCAUCUUGACAGCUACAUGUCUAGCGCUCCAGCGCGUUUCAGUGACUCGUUUUAAUGCUUGACCUGUGACGGCAACCAAAGCGUUCCAUCGAACAGUUGAUGCGGAAAAGAAGGCAAACAGCUUCUCCAGAGUUCCAAAAAAUGUCACGGAAUCCACUGAUUCAGAAGCAGCGUGUACCCCAGCCAAGUUUAGUGAGUGGUUUGUGCAUGCAACGAAUAUAGCUUUCGGAUUCGGUGCUUUAAUCCGGGCUUGAACUCCAUUGUGGAUCCCUGACAUUGUGGCAGCAUUGUCAUAAGCCUGUCCUCUCAGAUUCUGUAUGUCCAGUCCGUCUAAUGUUAUCUUCGCGAUUAUAUCGUUGCUGAGAUCUUCUGCAUUUUUUCCUUUUGGUUCGAAGAAGUCAAUGAAAGAUUAUACCACGGCGACUUUUUCUCCUUCGAUAUGUACGUAUCGCAGAACUUGGCUCAUUUGGUCAUUGUGGGAGAUGACUGGUGUGCUGUCGAAGAUUACGCAAUAAUAUUUAGCUUCUUGAAUACGACGGAUGAUGGUGGAUCGAACUUGCUGUCCCAGUAAGUUUAUAAAUUCAUUCUGGGUUUCUGGAGAUAGAUACGAAACUGAGACUCUUGCUCCCAGCUUUAUCUUUGUCAGGCGUUCCAUUAGAAGAGGGUCGUAUUCAGCUAGGAGGUGCACUAACUCCAGAAAGUUCCCGCGAUUGCCACUAUCAUCUCCUCGAAUGUCUUCUCGAUGUCCUCUGAAGGCCAGAUUCUGUUUGGCUAAGAACUGGAUAAUAUUCAGCAACCUGUACAGUACAUCCCUCCACUUCUUCUCCUCACUUUCGAAAACUUCUUGUUGUUUCUGAUCGAUGGUUGCUUUACAGUUCAGGCGAACUUCCAGCUCCUUCCAUUUCAAGAAGCUCUGUUCAUGGCCCAGGCUAUUUUCAUGGUCUCCUAUUCUUGGAUUUAGCUUCCACCAUUUGUUGAAUCCUUCUUCAGAUGCGAAGUUAGAGCCGGAAUUGCCAAACAGCUUGCAAGAAAAACAAUACAAGGAUUGCUUCAAAGGCGAGUACACCAUCCAUGUUCGGAGAACCUUUUCACCGUUAGAUAAUGGUUUGUAGAACCACUCUUUGGUUAGUUUUCGGGUACCGCCUUUCGUUGAAGUCCCUGAGCGAACAACAUCGGCAAAUUUGGAAUCGAUGUGCUGUACUGAGUCAGAUCCGCGACAUACUAGAAGCGUUCUUACUUCGUCGGUCAUAGGAGAAGGCCAGCAACCUACAUCUCCGAGAUUCACAUCUUUGAUUUCGGCAGGAGCAGAAGGCACGAUUUCAAUUAUGUCUUCUUUGGCAACUUUCACUUUUUCUGCAGGCUUAUGACUAGAUUCUUGAGGUACUUUUAAUGAGUCGACUUCGUCUUGACCCUGCUCUGUGGUGGGACCAGAACUACUUCCAACUGCGACGGCAGGUACGUCUUCUUCUUGUACCUGUAAAAUAAGUUAUGUAUUCCCAUGAAUAUUGGACGGAGGACACGUUCGAAUUUCAAAUAAGUAUUUUAUCUAUCACAAAACAAAAGUGGUUUUGGUGACGGCGCGGUUUGCCGGGCUUAUAGGAAAAUUUACAAACAAAAUUGAUUUUGUAUGGCAGCUACCUUUUUUAGAGUUUCCCGGUAAAAACUGACUGAGUAAGCCAUGUUAUAGAUGUUAUUAAAAGAUAAAAUGACGAGAAAUUUGAGAAAAAUCGUUGGCGCCAUUUUUGAGCUAAAUGAAAAAUUAUGUUUUCUUUGUAUGACAGGUCCCAAAAUAAUCAAGAUAUCCAAAAACAAAAAAAAAAAUAUUCCUAGACUACUACUAGAUUUACAAAACAUCCCCUAUUGAAGUUUUAAAUUAAAGUAGCAGGACAAAAUUCAGUCGUAAACUUAAAAAGAUGUAACUUAACUUAAUGUAAUUUAUGUUAAUAUACUCCAUACUUUUUAAACAAUAAUCAAUGUUCAAACAGCUAUUAGAGCAAUUUUAAGUGUAUUAUAAAAUAAGAUUUAAUGUACGAGUGUGACUCCGUACUCGCAGACAAACCUAGGUGAAUAGGUUUUGCGAGACUAAUGUAAGAAAUAUUGUAACUUUUGUAAACAAUAAAUAAAUAAUAAUAAUAAUAAUAUAGGAGUUUUACUGUGUCCCGGUUUGCGGAAGUUGUUUGGUUUGCCCUGGGUUAAGGUCAAACUUUACAGUACAAUGCGUAGUACUAAAUUCAAUGAGUGCGAAAGAGAGGCAUCGACACGGGCCGACGCGUGAAACAAAAGAUUUUGUAUUAGUAAUGAACACAAUAAGGAGUGCCGCUCAACUCGGCUCGCGCGCGCCGGGCGGCGCGGCGUGAUGCGAUGUUGCCGUUCGUAUGUAAACAAACAAACGUUAUAAAGAGCUCUCUCAGUGAUUUCGCAGUUUUUCUUUUAAAUAAAUAUUAAAAAAUAGUUGGUGCGCAAAAUUUUAGAUAAAAAUGGAACAUUAUAGUGUGUCUGACACAUGUAAUGGAUGAAUCAUAGAUCAGAUCUCAACCCGCUUCACCGGCGACCCGCCCCCGCGGGUUGCCGCCCGGGGCGGGCCGCCCCCUCCGCCCCACCCACGCUACGCCACUGCCCAUAGACUAAAGUUGUUAUAUAAACAGAUUACUGACAUCUGCACACGAGGUAACUUUGCCAUUGGCUUACGUCUUGCGAUGUUCCUUAACUCUCAACAACUGUGAUGUCAACUAGGCUGUAUGUGCUUGUUUACAAAUAUCACUCACCCUUUCUGUUAAAAAUACUAAAUAUAAAGUAGUAAUUUGAUGCAGAUCAUAUCUGAAUCCAGGACCACACCUGGAUACACAACGCACCACACUAUUGUAACAGUUGUAGUGGCAGGCAAGCCGCUGAUGGCCUCGGGGUUGUAGCACUGCGGGGUUGAGCGCGCUAUGCGCAACCCGAGUGCAGUGACUGUCGUGGGAGAGCAGGGUUGGCGGCCCUGCCAGGGCGACCUCUGGCCGACUUUGAGCGCGGACAAACACGGCUGCCAGCUAGGGCCACUAUGCACGUCACAGACCCUCAAACUCGACCCGUGGCGCUGGCCAAACAAGAGUUCCGUGGCGCAGUAGCUGGUCCGACACGCUCGCCGCCAAUAUUGACACGUGCGUGUUGAGGUGUCGCUGCGAGGCCGUGGGGCCUGUGGGUCUGGAGGGACUGUGGUGCCUGGUACCUUUUAGUGUCUCCAUAGGCCGCGCUUCUUGAUCAUUCCACCCGAUUCGGUUCACAAUCGAAUUUACGUGUUAUUAACUAAACUUAAUAAUUACAAUACUCCUAAACGAAUAAUUCGCUCAUGCCGGUUUUAUCAUUUGCAUCAAAAACAUGGAUAUCGUAUUGACAUAUUUUAAUCUUACUGAUUUUGAUAAUGAUUAUAUAUAUAUGUAAAUAGUAUUUUGGUAUGUAUGUAUAUACUUCGAUACAUUUCGACCGAUAAACAUGAAAGUUGGCACAUAGAAUUGUUUUUUAUUUUUUAUUCAGAAGAUUUUUAUGCUAUACUCGCCGCUAGAUGUCGCUGCAGCGAAUCAGCCUCUAAACCGUUCAACCGAUCGCCAUAAGUAAACAGAAAAAAAUGAGUCAUAGACAUACAAACAGUAAGCCUGUGUCAUUUCUCUAUGUCCACUACACUGUCAUAUAGCGCUGUCACCCUAUGUUCAGCCCGGGCAACGCCGUGUACUACAGCUAUCAAUAACUAUUAUUCUUUUAUUUGUAGGCAAAUUACAUUUGUAUCACACGCAAUAAACUAUCUUUGGACGUCUUACAUGUCAAUUAUUUAUACAAUAUCUAUAUUGCUGUAACCAUAGAAAAGAGAGGGCUGUAACUCAUGGGACACAUAGCAAUAAAUAACAAUAACAAAUAGUGACUGUGAUUUUGAAUACUGUAUUAUAUAUAAAUAAAUAAAAUGUUGUUGUUGGUAUGUAUGACGUUGAUAAACUCUUGACACCAUGAUCACCAUGAAAGUUGUCAUAUCGAAGUUAAUUUUCGUGGAAAAUAUUAUCAUACCAGCCAUUUUGAUAUAACUCGCCACUAGAUAGCACUGCAGCAUAUCAGCUUCUAUAUCGUUCAACCGAUUUCCAUGAAAAUGUGUAUAUUGUGAUUUUUACUGUUCUUAAUCCUCAAUAACAACAAAUAGUGAUUGUGAGUUUGAUCAGUAUUUAGCGAGUUUAAAAUUGAAUUACAUUUCCAACUUUUAAUAAAUUCUAAAUUACAUACAAAUCUUCCAUAUAUAUAUUUAGAUAGAUAGAAAAAGAGAGAGGUAAACAAACAAAAACUGGCAGGACAACAUCUUCCGUGUUCUGCUAGUAUUAUAAAUUAUAUGAGCUAGAUACUGGGACUCAUGUCUGUCAACAGUAGUUAGUAGUAUAUAAUAGGGCAUCCGAGAUAAGGAUUCAGGAUGUGGAGCCGGGAGCCGGUGUCCGCCAUCUUGGAUUGUGACGUCACGGCGGCAAAAAUUCCUCAAAAUUCCUCAAAAAUGACUCAAAAAUAC
Bacillus rossius redtenbacheri is the source of this 21974-nucleotide messenger RNA. RefSeq names its product frizzled-2 (gene fz2). Lineage: Eukaryota; Metazoa; Arthropoda; Insecta; Phasmatodea; Bacillidae. The record is from RefSeq and is a predicted model, not a curated record. Gene Ontology annotation, biological process: non-canonical Wnt signaling pathway; canonical Wnt signaling pathway. Bases 428 to 2221 code for a protein of 597 amino acids. Gene Ontology annotation, molecular function: Wnt receptor activity; Wnt-protein binding. Gene Ontology annotation, cellular component: plasma membrane. The transcript has 3 exons.